Aphis gossypii (cotton aphid) is the source of this 946-nucleotide messenger RNA. RefSeq names its product NADH dehydrogenase [ubiquinone] 1 beta subcomplex subunit 5, mitochondrial (gene ND-SGDH). The coding region runs from base 187 to 735 and encodes 182 amino acids. Lineage: Eukaryota; Metazoa; Arthropoda; Insecta; Hemiptera; Aphididae. The record is from RefSeq and is a predicted model, not a curated record. The transcript is spliced from 5 exons.
UUGCCCUAUCUGAAGGACCAAGGGCACAUUAAAUUAUAUGAUAUCUGAUAAUCAGCGGUCGGUCGUCAGUCGGUCGACUCGUUUUUUCGCUCUUAUCAUUAGUAAAAUUUUCAUCCUGUGCUCGUGACAUUUUAUAUGGUAAAAAGAUCCUGAAGAAACGUAAUUGAUUUAACUAACGCCGGUAAAAUGGCUGUUUGGAGUUCACUGAAGCUAGGAUCGGCGAUCACCAAAUGUUUGAGUUCGAAGAAAACCGACGUACUAAAAUCAUCUGCUCUUGUACCGAUUCGUAACAUGAGUGGUCAUCAUCUGAUGAGUGUUAAAGAAACUCGCUGGCAAUGGACAAAGUUCAAGGAUUUAAUUCAUUAUUAUGUUUUGGUUGGCGUUAUUCCUUUAACAUUAUUUGUCACUGGUGUUAAUGUUUUUAUUGGACCAGCUAAAUUGGCUCCAAUUCCUGAAGGCUAUAGACCUGCUCAUUGGGAAUACUAUCAGCAUCCAAUUACUCGGUGGAUGGCACGUUAUAUUUAUCCCAGUCCACAACAGCAGUAUGAAAAGUAUCUACAUACAUUAUAUGAAGAAGAUGAAAAAUUUAAAGUCAGAAUGGUAGCUAACAAAAUUAAUGAUAUGAUGAAAGAACGAUCAGACUACAAAUCAUUUUAUUAUAGACCUAUCUCUGCUAACCAUCACAGAAUUAGUAAAGAAGGAAUGGAUCGUGAAGAAUCUGAAGGUCUUAACUAGUUAUGCAUUAUUGAAUAAUUAAAUUAGAAAUUGUUAAUUUUAUAGUAGGUACUAAAAACAUUAUAAACAUACAUUCAGAUACCGAUUAUAUAUAAUACGUUUUAAAAAUCCAUAUAGAAUAUUGUAUUUUAUAUCAUAAUAAAUAUAUGUUCAAAGAUAAAUAAAAAUUGUCUGACCUGUUUUGGUCUGACUAAUGUUGUACAUUCUGUAA